Drosophila grimshawi is the source of this 7604-nucleotide messenger RNA. RefSeq names its product histone-lysine N-methyltransferase, H3 lysine-79 specific (gene gpp). Gene Ontology annotation, biological process: DNA repair; DNA damage checkpoint signaling; regulation of transcription regulatory region DNA binding. Gene Ontology annotation, cellular component: nucleus. The transcript has 8 exons. Lineage: Eukaryota; Metazoa; Arthropoda; Insecta; Diptera; Drosophilidae. The coding region runs from base 257 to 6994 and encodes 2245 amino acids. Gene Ontology annotation, molecular function: histone H3K79 methyltransferase activity. The record is from RefSeq and is a predicted model, not a curated record.
AAUAUAUAUAUAUACAUAUAUAUAUAUAUAUAUCCAUUAUGCAUAAUAUGAUACACGAUAUAUGAUCAAUACUGCGUCACACGCUCAUAUGCCAAUCAAUCUGCUGAUACUGCAAGCAAAUAUAUAUAUAUAUAGUUAACAAACAACAAGAACAAGAACAGGAAGAACAACUGCGAAGCAUAAAACAACAACGUGUCGUUGUUUUGGUGUUUCGGUUCGCAUUGACCUUUUGCCGCUCAGCUGGCAAGGGAAAAAUAUGGCAACACCGCAAGUCAAAGACUUGGUGUUGCGCUCGCCAGCUGGCUCCUCCGAUACACUCACCUUUGCGUGGCCACUGCAGAUUGGACAUGGACAGGAUAAGCAUGACAAUGGCAUCGAUAUCAUCGAUACAAUUAAAUUCGUAUGCGAUGAGCUGCCAUCCAUUUCAUCUGCAUUCGAGGAAAUCAACCUCAAUCACAUUGACACUGCCUGUUAUAAGACUAUGACAAAUCUUGUCGAUCGCUUCAACAAGGCUGUCGACAGUAUUGUUGCAUUGGAAAAAGGAACUUCACUGCCCGCCGAGCGUUUGAAUAAGUUCGCUCACCCUAGCCUUUUAAGACAUAUACUGCAAUUAGUUUACAAUGCUGCCGUACUCGAUCCGGACAAACUCAAUCAGUACGAGCCCUUCUCGCCGGAGGUGUACGGCGAGACGUCAUACGAGCUGGUCCAGCAAAUGCUCAAACAUGUCACCGUCAGCAAGGAGGACACGUUCAUUGAUCUCGGUUCCGGUGUGGGACAGGUGGUACUACAAAUGGCUGGUUCGUUCCCCCUCAAGACAUGCAUUGGCAUCGAGAAGGCGGACACGCCCGCCCGCUAUGCGGAACGCAUGGAUCUGAUCUUUCGCCAGUACAUGAGCUGGUUCGGCAAGCGCUACUGCGAGUACAAAUUGAUCAAGGGUGAUUUUCUGGUGGACGAGCAUCGCGAGAAGAUCACCUCAUCGACGCUGGUUUUUGUCAAUAACUUUGCCUUCGGUCCGACCGUUGAUCAUCAGCUGAAGGAGCGAUUUGCCGAUUUGCGCGAUGGCGCCCGAGUUGUCUCAUCGAAAUCGUUUUGUCCGCUCAACUUUCGCAUCACGGAUCGAAACCUCAGCGAUAUUGGCACAAUAAUGCAUGUUAGCGAAAUACCGCCACUGAAGGGUUCCGUUUCGUGGACCUGCAAACCGGUUUCAUAUUAUUUACAUGUUAUCGAUCGCACUAUUUUAGAGCGCUAUUUUCAGCGCCUGAAAACCAAGGGCGGUGAUCACGAGCAUGUCGGCACUGUGCGCACCACACGCGAUCGCGCCAAGCGUGAGGCAAAUGUUGGACAGCACAACAACAAUCACAGCAACAAUAACAACCACAAUAACAACCAUCAGCGGGGGGAGUUGCACCGGGAACAGCAGCGUGAGCGGGAACGCGAGCGGGAGCAGCUCUUCAAUGGUCCAGCCUCCCAGCAGCGCCAUCAAUCGCAAUCUCCGGCAAAUGUUAGCGGUGGUGGAGUAACCGCCUCCAAGACUCGCCAACAGUUGGCAACAGCCCAGCAGCAGAAAGAGCAACAGCAGCAGCAACAACAGCAGCAGCAGAAAGAGCAACAACUGCAGCAACAGAUGCAGCAACACAGUCUGGACAUGGACAGCAGCACGGACAGCGACGGCGAUGGCGAGGUGAAUAAUGGUAAUGGUGGCAACACCACAACCACCACAAACACCACCUCAACAUCGAAUGGACCAAUGACGCGUAAGGUGUGGUCGGACUGGUGCAGCUCCAAGGGCAAGAGUUCGCAGUCCGAUGACGAGGAGAACAACAAUAGCAACAGCAACAACAGCAACAGCCACCAGGGACGCGUGCCGCCUCGCACUCUCACCACGUUGAAGAAGCGCAAGAAGCUCACACGUAAAGCGGCAAUUGCCAGCAAAUCGGCAGCAGCGGCGCAACGUGAAGCGGAAGAGGCAGCUGCUGUUGCAGCGGUUGCUGCGUCCGCCACAUCCGCCUCGGCCAGCAAGGAUUCGAGCAGCAAGGAGGAUCAACCGCGGGCGGCUAGUGCGGGUCCCGGUCGCAAGGGACGAUUAAAGAAGGGGCAGCGUGGUCGCAAGUGCCUAAAGAUUGCCGGCCUCGAUGUGCUGCACAAGCAGACAGUGCUGAGCACCUCGUUGGACUCGAUGACAAAGAAGCUGCCCGCUGCACCGGGCACCGUUGAUCAGCAGCUGACGUCGCUCCUCACCGGUGACAUGUCGCACCGGGAACUGGAUAUACCCACUGCGCCGCAAGACACGCCGUAUGCGUUGCAAAUACUGCUGGAUGUGUUUCGCUCGCAGUAUAUGACGAUGAUUGACUGUAUGCGGUCGAGUGCGUAUCUGCCGCAGGUGCAGAAGCAAAUUGCCCAGGAGCAGGAGCGUAUGGCUCAGUUGAAGAACCGGGCCAACCAGCUGGACAAGCAGAUCAAGGUGCUGAUCGAUGACAGUGUGACGCUGCUGAAGGUGCGCAUGAAUGAGCUGGGCAUCAAUGUGAAUUCGCCGAACGAUCUGAUUGCGCAGGCCAAGGAGAUUGUCGGACGGCACAAGGAUCUGCAGCAUGCGGUCAGCAAGAUGCGCAACGAGGUCACCGUUUACGAGAGCGAACAGAAACUGCUGCUCAGCAAGCAGCUGAAGCAUCUGCCCGAAUUCCAGAAACUCUGCGGCGUCAACAAUGGCAGCGGCGGUGGCAACGGCAAAGUCAAAUCCGAGUUGCCACAAGAGCUGUCCGAAACGGCCGCCCAAGAGCUGGUGCUCAAGGAGAUUGCCAAUACAUUGAGUCAGCGCAAAAAGCUGUACGCCCAAGUCUCGACCAUCGAACAGGAGACGAGCACGCUGCAAAAGACUGCCGAGGAUCGCAGCACAGCUGCCGCUCUGCUCGCCCAGGGCACCAACAUUAGCCUGGCUAGCAAUGCCUCUGCUGCUGCAGCUGCUGCUGCUGUUGCCCCUGCGGCUGCAUCGAAUGUUGCCCUGCCAAAUUGCAACAAGCUGCAAGCGGUCAAAUCAUCGCGUCGCAGUCGGGAGCAUCGUGCACGCUCCCAAGAGUGGCCCGAGGUGCCGGAGGUGGGCAAAAUACAGGAGAGCAAUCCGGAGGUGCUGGCCCAAAAGAUACUCGAGACCUGUCGCCAGGUCGAGGCUGGCAAAUUUCAGGCGCCGCCAGCUGCUAUCAAUGCCAGCAGUGCAACAGUCAGCAACACUGUCAACUUUGUCAAUGGUGGCAAACCCAAAAUUGAGCUCAAGUCAACGACGUCUCUGUACAAGGAUAGCACGCUGAUGCCAGCGCCAAAGCAACAGCAACAACAGCAGCCACAACAGCAACAGUUGCCCAAGUGUGAGCUGCCUGGAUUGGGUCGCAAACAGGAAUCACCCAAGGUGGCAAACUUUGAGGAUAGGCUCAAGAGCAUCAUAACAUCAGCGCUAAACGAGGAUCAGGAGCAGCGCAGCAAAGCAUUGCCCAUCAUUGAAGCACCCGCAGUGGCGCUGCUCCAAUCGCCCGUCUCGAAACGGAGCAAGCAAAUGGCCCAAACGACGUCGGCCAACAACUUGCACAACAUCAUAACCGUGUCGACGCAGGGCUUGAUGCAUCUGAAUGCGAAUACGACCAUAUCGCCCAUAACGCCACCAUUGCCGGGCCCAAGGGCGGCUGCAGCUGCCUCGACGGCGCCACCACCGCCAGCCAAUUUGCCCUAUGCCAGCGCCUACAUGAGCAGCAAGCAGCACCACCAACACCAGCAGCAGCAGCAACACCAGCAGCAGCAGCUUCAGCAGCUGUCAAGCAAAUACGGCCAAACGGUAUCGAUCAAGGAGUCCAAGUAUGCAGCACCACCAAGAGCUGGUUCGGGUGCACCACCGCCACCGCCACCACCGCCUCCCUCAUCGUCAGCGCAAUUGGCAACGCUGUAUGCGGGACACAAUGCAACAGCGGCAACAACGGCGACGCCUGCCGAUUUGGGUUAUCAUCGACGACGCGCCUCCGUCAGCGCCAACAGUUACGAGCACUUUAUAGCCCAGCACCAGCAGCAGCAGCAACAGGCGCUUAUGUUUGCCCACGUAGCACAGCAGCGACUGCAACAGCAGCAGCAACAACAGUCGCAUCAGGCACAUCAGGCAUCACUUGCAUUACAUCAUCAUCAUCAUCAGGCAGCCGAGUUCAAAGCGCCAGCUGAGAAUCUGCUGCAGCGUUCAGGCAGCCGCGAGCAGCUAGCGGAGCAACAGCAGCAACAACAACAACAGCAGCUGCAGCAGCAGCAACACCAGCAGCAGCAACAGCACAGCUUGGAGCUGCUGCCUCGGGCCAGUUCGGCCAACUCGGACUACGCUGGUUACCGUGUGGAGCGUCUAUCCGUGCGACCGCCAAGUCGUCCCAGCUCGAACAGCUCACAGCCUGAUUAUACGCAAGUGUCGCCCGCGAAAAUGGCACUGCGUCGUCAUCUGUCGCAGGAGAAACUGAAUCAGCCGCCGCAGGCGUUGCCAACGCCGCCACCAAUGGCACUGGCGCCACCAGUGACGGCCGGCAAGACGAUUGGGGAUCUGGUCAAUGGCGAGAUCGAGCGUACGCUUGAGAUAUCACACCAGAGCAUCAUCAAUGCGGCGGUCAACAUGAGCACGGGUGCCGGCAGCGGCGUCAGCAGCGCACACUUUAUGGAACGCGCCUUUCUCGCCGAGCGGAAUAACGAUCGACUGCUGAUCAAUCUCAAUGCCCAACGGCCGGAGCGCGUUCACGUGCGGCCCAUUGGCGAUGAUGCGCCCGAGCCGCAGCCCACCAACUACAGCAGUCAGGCAGCAGCGAGCAGCAGCAGUAGCAGCAGCAGCAGCAGCAGCAGCAGCAAUAAUCUGGCCACAUUGGCCCAUGUCGCCUAUGCCCAGAAAUCACAGGUGGCAGUUUCCCGUGCAGCGUCAUCGUCAUCGUCACGUUCGGCACGCGACUAUCAACCGGUUGCUUUGCCGCGUGCGGAAAUGAACGGUUGCAUUGAGGCAUAUUUUCACGAGGAGCAGCAACAGCAGCAACAACAACAGCAGCAGCAGCAGCAGCAGCAACAACAUCACCACCAGCAACAGUACCCCAAAUCGAAGAGCACUGGGGGUGGUGCAAGUGCAUUGCGUGCACCACGCAUGAAUGGUGCCAAUCCGCCACUGGAAGGACUAGCUGCCUCGCUGCAGGAUCAUGUGCGAGCACGCAAAUACAAGGAGGAGAACGAGGAACGACAACGACGUGCUGCUGCCGCUACUUCAUCUCUGGAUCUGGCACCGCAUUUCGCGCAUCAGGCGCCGCCCGCUCAUAGUUAUCAUCAGCAGCAGCAGCAGCAGCCGCCUCCGACGCAGCAGUCGCAUCAUCACACAGCCGCUGGCAACCUUAAUGGCACGCCACACAAAGUGGAGCUGGGCAUAAAACGUAGCUCGCCACUGGCGCCGCAUCAGCAACCGUCGCGACCCGCCAAGUUGCCGCAUUUUGAUCAGCAGCCGCUUGCCCAUGCGCAUCAGCAUCUGUAUGUGAAUAGCAAUGGGGUGCAAUCGCUGCCGCCGCCCGCACAUGAGGCCAACACCCCGUCGCCGACACCGUCGUCAUCGUCCUCAUCCUGUGGCAGACGCAGCAAGGUGCUCGUGGAGCCGCCGCUGCUAAUGAGUCCCGAGAUCAAUUCACUGAUGGGCGAUGAGCGACCGCUGCAGCUGUCGACGAGUAGUCAUCAGCAGCCGCACCAUCACCACCAUCAGGUGAAAGCACAUCAGCAUGCCCAGCAGCAGCAGCAGCAGCAUCAGCAGCAGCAACAGCAGUUGCGAGGCUCCCAUCAAGGUAGCCACAGCAUCACGCCCACCAUUGUGGGCGGCCAGCGGUCGAAUGCCGCCGAUGAUGACGAUGUGAUCGCUGCCGACGAGGAGUCCCACUGGCAGCAUCGUGUCAGCUCCGGCUUUGAUCGUCUGGUGGCCUUUGCCAGCACUGAGCUGGACAAGACGCGCCGCUCCAUUGAUGGCGACACGGUGCCCGCCUCGAUUAGUUGCAACACCUCACCGGAUUCGGGCAUCACGCACAGCAGCAGCAACUCGGAUGCGGCGCGUACAUUUUUGUCCACCUCGUCAAGCUCAUCGCAACUGGAGCUGCCCAUCAGCAUCAACAACAGCAGUAGCAGUGGCAGUGGCAGCAGCAACAGCAACAACGGCCUCUAUGCCAGCCAGGUGCAUAAUCUGAGUCAUCAUCCCUACCAGCAGCAUGGUCAUCUUCAGCAGCAGCAGCAGCCAAUACAACAACAACAGCCGCAGCAGCAACAGCCGCUGCAACAGCAACAACAACAGCAGCAGCAGCAUCAGCAACAUUUGACAGAUCAUCUGAGUGACAGCAGCAUGAAGUCAAGCACCUCCUCAACACUGAACGCGAGCAGCUCGCUGAAGACGGUUUCGCCGGUGGACUCGGGCGCCAUUGAGUCACCGCCGCUGUCCGAUGUGGGCCUGCCACGGACGCCCAGUCCCAGUGCUGCCAGCGUUGCGACACCACCACUGGCCCAUGCACCGUCAUCGCUGGGCAAUGAGCUGCGCAUACCGCUCAAGUAUCAGCGCAAGUCGAAGAGCGGCUCCGAGAAGCACUACAAGAAGAAGUUCUGUGAGCGCAACUGGGAGUACGACUGCGAUGAGCUGCUGUCGUACUCCAACUCCAGUGCACCUGCAACGGCGGCCGAUGCCGCUGGCAAUGGUCCGCCAACAAUGCUUGAUCCGACGUCCGUCAGCGUGGCAGCAGCAGCAACGCCGCCAGCUGUGCUGGGCAAAUCGGGUAAAUCGCCAAAGGAGAAAUCGUCGCCGCACCACAGCAUCAGUGCGAACAAUGCAAAUGCGAGUGCCAGCUACAAUCAUCAUCACAAGUCGUCCAAGUUCCGGCCCAAGGGCAAGGACUGGGACUGGUCGCUGGACAGCAGGAGCAACACGGGCGAGCCGACAUUGAACGGGGUCAGCGGUGGCGCCACCACAACGAGUAAUUAAUAUAAAUUAAUUUAGUUAAAUUGCUGAACAGAAUGAAAAAUACGAAAGUACGAAACAAAAUGGAUUAAUGCAAAAUGAUGAGAAUGAAAAUCAAUCCGCAGCAGCCACAUGCGCACGCAACGAAAGAAAUUUAUGCAAAGUUUUGCUUUAUGUUUAAUUUAAUUUGUAAUUUAUAAUGAUUCAAUUCGAAUCGAGUUGGAUUGUCUUCUAAGGUGUAACUAAAUGAAUUGAGUUUAUUUGUAGUUAACUUAUUGUAUAGCAUUGCCUUGUUUUUUUUCUUCUAAUGUUUAUUUUUGCAAAUUAGUGUCGCAUAUUUUAACUGACCACAUAUGUGUUAGACUCUUAAGGCACCAUCCGAAAACAACCACAACCACAACAAUAACAUCAACAAAAAGCCCCCAUUUUCUGAUGAACAAUGUUACUGAUUUCAUUAUUACCAAGUUUACUAUUAUUAUUAUUAUCAUUAUUACUAUGAGUAUGAUUAUUAGUUAUAAAAUGUAUUUAAAAUUUAUUGUUUAAUUGAUUUGUAUUCGUUUUUAAGUUGUGUGUUUUGUCCUAUUAUUUGGGAAUGUGUGUUUUUUAUGAUUUUUAAAUAAAUUCUAAACUAAUU